AUGCCAAAAAUUCUUCCCUGCAAAGUUGUGUCAGUUCGUUCCUCUUCUAAUAAUGAUCUGUUAUAUCAAUUAUACACGUUGCGGGGCGUUCUAUCAAUAUCUUAUGGUGUACAAGAUCUAUUGGAUCUAACUAAAUGUGAUUUUGCAGACUUACGUGCUGUGGAACCAACGACGUUACCGACGAUGACAUUCAUUCAAGCAUGUAAAGAAUAUAUUUCAGUUGGUGCGCUUAAUCUUGCAGAAGCGUGCAACUGUUCAGGAAAAUGUGCCACAAAAGCUUGCCCAUCAACAAGUCUUUAUCAAAAAGUAAUCAAUUACAAUCUUUUUGUCUUAAAAGACAAUGAAUAUGAUGAUAAUGACAAUAAUGAAAAUCCAACUAUUAUUCUUAGACAUCAAAAAUAUAAAACUUGGUUAUAUAUUAUUCUUUUUACAAUUUGUUUCUAUAUUUUAUUUUAUAUAAAUUUAAUAAAAACACAAUCAACAACAGUUACUAUACCGGAUAUAUCAUUUGAUAAAUAUACUAAACUUUAUUCUCACUAUAAUCAAACACUUUCAUGUCCAUGUUCAACAAUAGCAGUACCUUAUCAAAAUUUUACAUCAUUUCAUAUACAAAUACAUUCUGUUUGUUCAAGUAUUUUCGUCGAUUCAGAAUGGAUAAGAGCAUUAUAUUUUAAAGAAGCAAGUCAAUAUGGAGUUUGGGAUUUUCGAACAACAGCAUAUUCACAAUUUAAUCUUUUAUCGAAAUUUUGUUUAUUUUCAAAAGAAAUCAUUGAUCAAAUUCAAAUUGAUAUUGCUAAUAGUGAACUUAUUACUUUUCAUCUUCUUUCUCAUGAACAAUUUCAAAUUCAAACUAAUGGAACAAUUGAAUAUUUGAAGAAUAAUGCAGCUUCUGGAAUGAUAACGUUUCUAAAUUAUAUAAGAAAUACAAGUGAUAAACACUAUUUUGUUUCAGCUCUGAAUACAAACUUUAUAAUUGAAGUAAUGGGUAACACAAAUGACCGUGCCCUUUUUAUAGGACACGAAAUAGAAUAUCCGACUAAUGAUACAUCUGGUCCAACAUGCAAUCAUAACAUAUUAAUAAUUGAUGCUACUCUCAAUCCAUUACCCUAUCAAUCAAUUUAUUAUUCUCGAAGAUAUCAAAUGUUUCCUAUGCCUAAUUCUAGUAUUGUCAAUGGAUUUUUUACAGGAUGUACUCCUCUUGAAGCACUUCUUAAAAGUACAUUAGAUUGUCUUUACGAAAUUGAAUGUCUUCAAGUAUUACUCGAAUAUUUUCCAAAAUUAACAGAAAUCAAUUUCGAUCCAGAGAAUUCAACUUUAUUUUCAGAAGAUAGAAAUAUAUCUGUUAAUGAAUAUUUAAAUAAUCUUUUCAUUACAAAUUGGUCACUAUCAAUUAAUUAUACAAAAUAUUUUCAUCUUUGUUCUCCAACAAAAUGUACAUAUUCAAAAAUAGAACGAACAGAACUACUUUAUGUAAUUACAUUUUUCAUUAGUCUUUAUGGUGGUCUUGUUCUCAUACUUCGUCUUAUUGCAUCAUUUUCUAUUGAUAUUAUAUUCAAAUGGAAAUGUUUCUCGAAAAAAAGCCAUGAAAAUUUCAAAAUAAAUCAAAGAAACAAUAAGUUCAAAUUUACUCAAACAAUAAAAAGAUUAAAUUUAUUUAAGAAUGUCAACAAUCGAACAGAACAAAAUAUUGAAAAACAGAAAAUGAUCACACGUGUCUAUUUAUUUUUAUUAAUUAGUUCAAUAUGUACUAUUUGUUUAUAUACAUCAUUUGAUAGUGAAUCUAUGAUAAUAACUAUAACAAAAUUAUCAAUGGAAACUUAUAGUUCUUUAGAAAUGUUAUAUUCUGAUUCACUUCAAUGUCCAUGUUCAAACCAAGCGAUAUCUCAUAAAAAAUUCCUAUAUUUAUCACCACGUUUUCAUCAAAUAUGUUCGAGCCUUUUCAUUGAUACUCAAUGGAUUAAUAUAUUAAGAAAUCGACGGAAAUUUUACUUUGCUAAUGAUUGGCGUACUCAAGCGUUCUUACACUUUCAAUUUCUGUCUGAUUUUUGUCAUUUAGCUCAUAAGACAAUCGAUGAAGCCAUUAUUCGAUAUUAUUCUCAAUUAUUUAUUGUUUCUUCUGUAAUGAAUGAAACGGAAUUUAAUAAACAAAUUAAUAUAAGUCUUAAUCAAUUUUAUCAAUCAACAAUUUAUCAUUUUGAUUUAAUGACAAAUGUUUUACAAUUAUUAAUGCAGAUUGAUCAGUUUUAUCUAGAAUCAUCGAAGGUACUUUACGGGAGGAUUGAUGACGUCAAUUUAAUAAGUGAUGUUAUUACAGCUGAUGAAAAUUCUAUUCAUCCAGUCAAACUUCAUUUUGUGUUAAAUGAAAUUCCAUUAGUCAAUUCAACAAUGAUUAAAUGUAAUUGUGCCAUAAAUCCGUAUUGUGAGACAGUCGCUGUUGUGUUUAACACCGGUUUCAAUAUUCAUAAAGAUCGGAUGCAAUACGUACCAGGUUCGAAUCGACGAUGUCUUGCUAUUGAUUCUCUUCUUUCUUCAUCACUUCAAUGUUUGUAUAAAGAAUCAGAUUGUUUUUCAUUUUUACUAUCUUCUUUUUACGAAAUGUUUGCUAAUGAUGCUGAUCGUAAUCCAUCUUUAUUAUUUGAUUUUGGUCCAUUGAAUUACGAUCCAAUGACGACUCGAUUUUCUCUAUAUGAAAAUGUUUCAGUUAUAUUUAAAGAAAUAAUGAUUGAACAGUGGAAUCCAUCCAUAUCUUAUCGAUUAUUUUAUGAAUCAUGUUCACCUACUUAUUGUACUUAUUCUCGAAAAAUGCAAAAACAAAAUUUUCUUGGCGUAGUCAUAACUUUAAUAUCAAUGGUUGGUGGUGUUAUACUUUCUUUACGAAUUGUUACACCUCAUCUAGUUGAAUUGAUUCUUAAACUAUUAACAAAAUUUAAAAACAACAAUCAACAACAGCAACAAAGAGACCAAAUUCAUCAAAAUUGUUUCAAUCGAAUGAAAAUCAUAAUACAAAAUGCACUAAGAAUUUUAUUAACAACAUUAAUUGAAUUAAAUAUCUUUUCCUUACGUGAUUUUGGAAGAAAUAUUAAUAAAUUAACAGCUAAAAAAUAUGGUCGAUGGGCAACUCGUCUUUAUUUUAUAUUAUUUCUUAGUAGUCUAACAAUUCUUAUAUUCUAUACAAUUAUUCAACCACGUAGUAUAACAAAAACAUUUAAACAACCAUUAAUUAUAUCUUAUUACGAAAAAUUACGAAAAAUUUAUGGAGAUGAAUUAAAAUGUUCAUGUUCACGAAUAGCAUCAACAUAUAAUAAAUUUAUUAAAAUUAUACCAAUGUUUCAUCCUAUUUGUUCAAGUGAAUUUGUAUCGAAAGAAUGGAUUAUUAAUAUAACAAAUGGUAUAUCUUCGAAUUUCUCCGUCUAUUCACAAAAUGAUUAUCGUCGAUUUCUUUCUUCUCAUUUACAAUAUCUUCAAGGUUUAUGUCAACUCUCAAAUAAAUCAGUUACUAAUACUAUUAAUGAAUUUCUUACAUCAUUAUUUGUUACUGUUGAAAUUCUGCCUGAAGAAGACUUUUAUCAUCGUAUUGAAAUUUUAAUUGAACAAAGUAAAUCAAAUGUACCGAUUUUAUUCUCUCGUUUUCUUUUUAUGAUUCAAACAAUUAAUCAUGGAAAUGCUUUUAUAUCAACAUAUGAAACAAAUUAUCAAUAUAUUUCUUUAUUACCUAUAGAUGAUCUAAGUUAUGCAUAUACAGAAUCAAUGAUUUAUGAUGAUAACUGUUCAUGUGGUUUAUAUUCAAAUUGUACAACACAAGCAAGUUUUAUUGAAAAGAAUUCAUCAAAAACGAUACCAAUUCAAGGUUUAAAAAUGGGUUGUUUACCAAGUGAAUCAUUUCAUUUUUCAACUCUUGAAUGUUUUUAUAAUCAAUCAUGUCUUAAACUUCUUUAUCACUAUACAAAUUAUGAAAAUUCUUCAAAUCCUCUUUUAAUCAUAUCGGAUGAUUUUCCAUUAAAUAUGACAAUUAAUCAAUUAAUUAAUUAUUCAUUUACUGGUAAAUGGUUAAUACAACCAAAUUAUUUAUCGUAUUAUUAUCAAUGUUUACCUUCAAUAUGUUCAUAUACUUACAUCGAAAAAUUUAAUUUAUUGUAUAUCAUUACUCUUUUUCUUAGUCUUCAAGGUGGUUUAACAUUAGUUCUUACAUGGAUUUCUCCAAAAAUAAUUCGAAUUCUAUCAAAAAUAUAUCAUUAUUAUCGAAAAAAACAAAGAAUAUUAGUUCAUCCUGACAAUUCUCUUGCAAUUCAAUCAAAUAAUAUGAAUGUUCAAACAUCAGAAUCUAUUAUUAUUUCAUCAAUUCGACGUUCUUCGAAGAAAAUUUUCGUAACUAUCUCAUUAGUAUUGUUACUCAUAGGUUCUAUUAUCUUUUCAAUUUAUUAUGUUCGAAAUGUUUCCGUAUUGAAUAAAACAACAGAUACAAAUUUGAAUAUAACUCCAUCAAAUCCUCAACAAUUAUUCAUCACAACAUCUCUACGUUCAACAACAUACACAUUUCAUCUGAUCUCUGCCUUCAAACAAGCUAUACAUUUUAUACCAUUUGAGAAUGAACUCUAA
This is a messenger RNA of Adineta ricciae, 4596 nucleotides long. The record is from the annotation of a GenBank genome assembly. Lineage: Eukaryota; Metazoa; Rotifera; Eurotatoria; Adinetida; Adinetidae.